AUGCGUAGUAAAUGUCACAUGCCUUCCAACUCUUCGCCAGGGGUCGACAAUGUCUUCGGCCCUGCUGUCGGCACUGGGUACCGCGAUGGCUUCGACUUUACAUUGUUGUUUGAACAGAGCAUAUUAAGCAUUCCCCCAGCUACCAUUCUUCUGAUUAUCCCGCCUCUCCGGAUAAGAUAUCUACUUAGGAAAAAUUUUCGGACGCGAUACAAUGCAGUCCGAAUUACAAAAUUUGGUAAGGAGUCUUUCGUUAUUGCGGCCGGGUUUGCAGCUGUACACCUAGCGCUGCUCGUUCUUUGGGCAUAUACCACCGUGCCGCGCACAAGGGCUACCAUACCCUCAGUGGUCCUGAAUGUUCAGCUUGUGAUUCUUUCCUGGACUGAAGACACCCGUGCCUAUCCGCUGUUGUCUUCCCUUUUUGAUAUAUCUCAAGCGAGGACUUUAUGGGCCCUUCAGGGCAGGAACGAGUCUAUUGCCACCGCAUUCACCGCGAGUGUAGGAUUGAAGGCUACAUUCUUCCCCAUUGAAAGCACAGGAAAACGACGAUAUUUGCAUAGGGAAUAUCGCAAUCUUCCACCAGAAUCUACUAGUGGAAUUUUCAAGCAUUCUAAACUAUUCCUUGCCGGGUUCAAGUCAGUUCUCACACUGAAUGAUUUGGAUGGGUUGGAUAAGAACCUGCAGUCCACUGGCCAAAGUCACAAAGCCAAAUAUGCGUGGCAGCGGCGCAAAAGGCCAGAGAGGCGCUUUGAAGUGCCUAUAGCCAUUUGCAAAGCAUUGUGGUGGCCAUUGCUUUCGGCAGUCUUUCCACGUUUGUGCUUAAUUGGAUUCACAUUCGCCCAGCUGUUUCUGAUAUCUUCUCUGCUUGACUGGCCUCGCUUUAUUGCCAUGUUCAGGGGCGCGAUCGCUUCGUUGGUCUAUGAGCAUAGACUCAGUAUUUCAGACGGGAGUCUUGAUGAUCGCUCGGCUGCUAUUACCCUGAUGACAACAGAUAUUGGUCGGAUAUCUGCCUGUUUGGUCAGCUUGAAUGAAUGCUGGGCUCUACCUAUUGAGAUUGUUAUUGGUAUAACCUUGCUAUCCAUUCGUAUUGUUUGGGUAAACCUUGUACCAGUGAUCAUGACCAUAUUCUCUGGAAUGGGGAGCAUGAAGAUCGCCAAACACAUCGGAGGGCGCCAGAAGAUCUGGGUGGAUUUAGUACAACAACGAAUUGCCAUCAUGGCCUCGAUGCUCUCCAAAAUCCAGACCGUCCGGCGUAUGGCUGCUGCUUCUUCUGGUUGUUUUGACCGAAUUCAGAAGUUCCUACCAACACCAUCGAAACCUGCAAAUUCCAGACGCCGAACCCAGCCGGGGCGACAGAAGCUCAUACGUGCCACCCUUGGCCAUGCAUUUUGUGAGAAAGGUCGAAUCGAAGUCUCACCUAGAAAUAUUGCCUACUGCGCUAUUUGUGGCUUCAUAAACGAGAAUGAAGAUACAAACCGUAUUGACAUUAAGUGGUAUGAGACUGUUCUGCGUGCAUGUGCUCUUGGCUACGACCUGAAACUACUGGACAAUGGUGGUAGAGCGAAAAUUGGAAGUGGUUCUAGCACUGUCGUAAGUGGUGAUCAAAUGCAACGGAUCGCUCUGGCCAGGGCCUUGUAUUCCAGGAAGAAUGCACUUGAUAACGCCGCCAAAAAACUGAUUAUGACUCGUCUUUUAGGAGAAAAUGGCCUACUGCGGCAGCUCAAUUCUGCGGUUGUCGAAACUUUUCUCAUAUUCCGAUCACAUCUUUGUCCUAUCCAAUUGAAGGUUGGAAGUGACAACUCUAAACGGGGCGCGCAGCGGUAUUCGCAUGAACUUGAAGUCCUAGUAGUGAUACUGGAGUCGAAAUAUCUGAAGAUAGAGAGAAUAUCCAUUGGCUGGCAAAAGAUACUCACGUAUGUCUUUCUCGUGAUUCUCCAUGUCUUUUGCGCACGUUCAGUCGUAGAAAUAUGGCUGGAACGAUGGGCUACUCACGACGGGGCCCAGAAAGCUCAUUAUGGUAGUGUUUAUCUCGUAUUGGCCGUAAUCAAUUCAGUUGGGAAUCGUGGAUAUGUUUGGGCUAUCCUUGUUUCUUUAUCUCCUUCGAUGUCACGAAAACUGCACCGAAGGCUGCCAAAUACCCUGAUGAGAGUCUCUUCAUCAUAUCUUUCUAGCACAGACAGUGGCGUUAUCUUGAACAGGUUCAGCCAAGAUAUUGCUCUGAUCGAGGGCCAGUUGCCUAUUGGCAUGCUUGUAUUCGUCCCUACAUUCAAUUGGCAGGAGCAGUUUCUUCGUAAGAAUUUUAAACUGCUGGAUACUUCACAGAGGCCGUACUACCUUCUUUACUGCAUCCAGAGAUGGCUCACAUUGGCCCCGGAUUUGAUCGUUGCUGCAGAGACGGCCACCCUCGUCGGUCUGGCUAUCAAAAUCAAGGGCUCUGUUAGUGACGGCCUGAUUGGUGUCUCUUUGAAUAGUAUACUUUCAUUCAGCAAUAGCCUUUCCAGUGUUACCACCAGCUGGACCCAGCUCGAAAUCUCCCUUGGAUCUAUGUCAAGAGUACGGGAUUUUGAAACAAAUGUUGAGAUAGAAGAUGAGCCGAAAGAAGAGAAAGGAUCCCCCGCACAAUGGCCUAGUCAUAGCAUGAUUCAGUUCAGACAAAUGACUUCUCAGUACAGUCCCGAAAACGUUGUCCUACGGAAUAUCUCUUUCACCGUGCAAUCCCGCCAGAAAAUACGCAUCUGUGGACGGACAGGAAGCGGAAAAAGCACUUUCCUGGCAACAAUUCUAGGGAUAUUAGAAAUAUCACACGGUAGUCUAGUCAUCGACGGAAUCGACAUCACCAGCCUUCCCCGUGAGAUACUACGCGAAAGACUCGUAACUAUCCCUCAAAGUACGCUCAUGCCGGAAGGCAGUAGUAUCCGGACAAAUGCUGAUCUAAGCAGACAUCAUUCCGAUGCAGAGAUUAUAGGUGCACUUGACUGCGGCUGUCUGUAGAGGAGUGGGAAUGUAUUUGCUAGACUUCUUGAUGGUGAUGCAUUAUGAUCUCUGUCAGACUGGAUAUCCCUGCAACUGAGCAUGAACCUUGGAAGUACUCCAUAAUGAGCUAGAGGGUUAAUUAAGUGUAAUAUGGAAGUACAUUUAUUUACUCAAUUCAGAAAUGGCAUGAAGAUGGAAAUCCC
Molecule: messenger RNA, 3173 nt
Organism: Talaromyces stipitatus ATCC 10500
Lineage: Eukaryota; Fungi; Ascomycota; Eurotiomycetes; Eurotiales; Trichocomaceae
Product: ATP-dependent bile acid permease, putative
Exons: 17
Coding region: 1-2988 (995 amino acids)
Biological process (GO): transmembrane transport
Cellular component (GO): membrane
Molecular function (GO): ABC-type transporter activity; ATP hydrolysis activity; ATP binding
Source: RefSeq, a predicted model, not a curated record